AUGCUAGCCAAAUACGGAACGUGGCUACAAGUUGCGCGCGGACGUCCACGACCUGCCUCGACACCGAGGCAUUUGUAUGUCACCAUCAAAGCGGCUGUAUUUCUAUUAGAAUGGUAUCCGCAUCCGCCCAAGGUUCAGCCCAAGGAAUAUAUCAUCCCCCUCAAGACACACAAGCUCACUGUAUUCCUCGUUGCAUCCAUUACCAAUACAAUCAGUGCUGUCAAAGAAGAUGCGCUGGAUGCCCUAAAAGCAAAAGUUACACAAGCCCCUAAGCCUCACGUUACGCUGAGUGCAAGCAUGGAUACCGACGAAGAGUCGGAUUUCGUGCCAAAUGUGAUAAACCUCGAAGACUUUGAAUUGUGUAGGGGAAUAAGGGAACGAGGUCGAAUGAAUGGAAAGUUCGAGAUUCUCGAUCAAAACGCUACGGUAAAAAAUGCGCUGGUCAAUUGGGAGCCCGUCUUCGUGCAGUUCAGAGACGCUAAUGGCCAACUAUUGCCCGUCGAGGUUUCCCUGCCCCCACUGUUAGAUGAAGAUGACGAAGAGGCUGAGCUGGCGGCUGCUCGCAAGGGGAAGCGCAAACCACCUGCAGAUGCUGCAUGA
Messenger RNA from Fibroporia radiculosa, 600 nucleotides. RefSeq lists its product as uncharacterized. Lineage: Eukaryota; Fungi; Basidiomycota; Agaricomycetes; Polyporales; Fibroporiaceae. The record is from RefSeq and is a predicted model, not a curated record. The transcript has 3 exons. Bases 1 to 600 code for a protein of 199 amino acids.